AAACGUAAUCAGCCUCCCCUUGCACCGGCCCCAGUUGCCCUUAAUCGAGGACGAGUGGCCGCUCUGAUGGAUACGGAUCAAGGAAGAGAACUCGUGGCAUAUGCCACAGAUCAUCCCUCCCCUUCGAUGGCAACGACAUCGACUUCAGGAGCUUCUUCCUCUGACGCCGCUGACGUGGUCGAUCCCCUCGAGGAUCUCCAUCUUGCAGGCAUGAUCGGAGCGAUCCGAUCGGUCCCAGAUGAUCUCGAGUGGGUUGAUCGCGAAUCCAAUCCAGGACCGCAGUUUCGGACAGGAGACAUUGAUGUACUGAAAACGCUCAAGCAGUUAGACGUCCGCGUUCCUAUCCCCGUUGGGCAUCUGCUGACCAUAUCUGAAGCGGCGAACGAUAAACUUUUACAACACUGCCAGAAAAAUCAAAAGCGUUUCACCUAUCAACGCAUACAACGGAUGUUGAAGAAGAAGGAAGAAGGUGAGGAAGUGGUAUCCCCUGAGCCGGACACUGAAGAACCUGAAGCCGCACGCAUAGCCGCCAUCUCUUUAGCAGAAAAGGAUCACUUCGUACGAGCUCGGCCAGUACUAUGGAAAAGUGCGGAAUGUGACUGUGAAGUUUGGGACAAGGGACUCCAACCGGAGUCGCGGAAGGUGGCAGCUGUCAGGGACGGGUCAGUGCCUACCACUAUCACGCAAGUUCGCGCCUUUCUGGGCCUAGCCUCGUAUUACCGAAGAUUUAUCAAGGGCUUCGCGGCGAUUGCGGGACCCCUCACAAAUCUGUUGCGCAAAGAUCAGUCGUUGAUCUGGACGCCGGAGUGUGAUCAAGCGUUUUCCAAGCUCAAGACUGCUUUCAUUUUGGCUCCGGUCCUUAUAAGACCGGAUCCCGAAAAGCCUUUUGUUCUCACCACCUACUGGCAGCCAGAGGCGAUUUCGGCGAUCCUCGCCCAGGUGGGACCAAGCGGACUCGAGAGUGUGGUGGAGUAUGCGUCCAAAUCAGUACCCGCCUGCAAGCGCAACUACCCCGCUCCGACGGGAGAAUGCUAUGCGGCUCUCUGGGGAAUCAGUCACUUUCGUGCUUACCUGUAUGGGCGAAAGUUCACCCUGGUGACUGAUCAUGAGCCCCUGUUGGCUCUGAAGAAGUCGAAGGAGUACUCGGGCAUGAUUGGGCGAUGGGCAACAGUGCUGCAGAGCAUGGACUUUGACAUCCGUCUUCGGAAGCACGAGAGACAUGGGAAUGCGGAUGUAUUGACACGACUGCACCGGCCUGAGAAAGUUCCGAAGAAUGAGGAGGUGAUUCCGUGGAACGAGCCCGAGCAGAAGAUUGGACCUCGGUACGGCCAAGUGGAGAUUUUGUCGAAGCAAGUACAGGUGACGUGGACGGACAUUAGCAAGCAUCCAGCGUGGAUCGAGAAUCCGGAGCUGCUAAUCAUACAGGGUUGGAGGACCAACGCGGAAGGAGAUCUUAUUGGAUUCCUCUUUGGAUCGGUACGACCGGGUCGCCGUAAGUUGAUUGCACAGGAGCUCAUCGCACUGAUCGUGCAAUUGGCAGACGAUCUCUCGCCUGACAUCUACUUUCAGAGUGACAACAGUCCUGCUCCGUACAUUUUCGAGCGAUCCUUGGAUCCGUACCUUCAGUGGACUUCGUGCUUGGAGGAACCUAGGGACGAGGAUACGCUACCAUCGCGGCAGGAGUAUCUGAAGCCGUACGAGAUCAUCCCUUACGCCUUCUACCCGAGGGCAGAAGAAGUGGUGAUCGACGAAGACGACGACGAGGAAACAUUGGAGGAGGGAAGCUAUAGUGAACAUAGCGGGGGCGAGCUGAGUGAGGAGGAAGAGGAAGAAGAAGGAACCGGGUCCGAGUGGGAAGCCCCGCCGGAGGAGGUGACGCAUACGGGAACGGAGGCGGAAGAUCCGGAAGCGGCGCGAAAGCGCGAAGAGAUUGCCUUCGGAGAGUGCUAGCUGAAGUUAGCUAGCGAGGCUAGCCUGCGCAUCGGUAGCGA
Molecule: messenger RNA, 1991 nt
Organism: Chara braunii
Lineage: Eukaryota; Viridiplantae; Streptophyta; Charophyceae; Charales; Characeae
Source: the annotation of a GenBank genome assembly